AUGAGCUCGACGACGCAGCAAUACGGCGACCUCGCGACGCAGCUCCUCACCGAGUCCCGCCGCUCCACCGCCACCGACACCCUCCUCAAAUACAACGACGUCCUCGUCCGCGCCGUCAUCCGCGAACAGCGCCAGCUCGAGGCGCUCCUCCAGGCUGGGCUCGCCGCCGCCCCCGACACGGACGACGACCCCGGCGCGCCGCCCAACCCCGCGCUCUCCACCGUCCUCCUCUACCAGACGGCCAUCAACCGCAACAAGCGCUGCCUGCUGGCGUACCACGCGCACCGCAUCGAGCGCCUCAAAGACCUCUACUGGCGCGUCGGUGGCGCGCUGCCCCUGCUGCUCUCCAUGGCCGCGCCCGCCGCGCAAACCGCAGGCCAGGCGCACGACUCUGCGCACGCGCCGCAGCCUGCCGCCGCGGCGCCCGCGCCCGCCGACGUCCGCUCGAAGCUCUCCCCGCACGAGGUCGACUUUCUGCGCUCGUACAACGCGUCCCUCCUCGCGCUCCGCACCGACGCGUUCUCCUCUGCGACUGCCGCGGACCCCGGCGCGCCCUCCGAGGACGUCGACCUCAUGGCGCCCAUCGACCGCCCUCCGCGCGGGCUCACCGUCCACGUGCGCGUCGUGCGCGACUGCGGCGUCGUCCACACCGAGCAGGGUGCCAUCGACUUCCGCCGCGGGCACCGGUUCCUUGUGCGUCGUGGCGACGUCGAGCACCUUAUUGUCCAGGGAUAUCUUGAAGAGGCCUAG
Postia placenta MAD-698-R-SB12 is the source of this 750-nucleotide messenger RNA. RefSeq lists its product as hypothetical. Gene Ontology annotation, biological process: DNA strand elongation involved in mitotic DNA replication; DNA replication. NCBI's taxonomy places the organism in Eukaryota, Fungi, Basidiomycota, Agaricomycetes, Polyporales, Adustoporiaceae. Gene Ontology annotation, cellular component: GINS complex. The coding region runs from base 1 to 750 and encodes 249 amino acids. The record is from RefSeq and is a predicted model, not a curated record. The transcript has a single exon.